This is a messenger RNA of Sipha flava (yellow sugarcane aphid), 1038 nucleotides long. RefSeq lists its product as uncharacterized. The transcript has a single exon. Gene Ontology annotation, biological process: DNA replication, removal of RNA primer. Gene Ontology annotation, molecular function: RNA-DNA hybrid ribonuclease activity; nucleic acid binding. Lineage: Eukaryota; Metazoa; Arthropoda; Insecta; Hemiptera; Aphididae. The coding region runs from base 1 to 1038 and encodes 345 amino acids. The record is from RefSeq and is a predicted model, not a curated record.
AUGACAACAGCAUCCAGAAGAGCCCUAAACAGUCAAAAAAUCAUGGAAAACAUUAAAGACACGUUAAAAAAAAUAAAUUUUUCACACAUUGGAAUGAUUACCAGAGAAAAUGCCUUAGUCCCUCCUUGGACAGCCAAAUUAGACAUAAACUUAGAAAUAAAUAUACUUCAAAAAAAUGUUACGCUACCACAUACAUAUAGACAAUACUUUAUGCAAAUAAGAGAACUUUUUAAAGAUUACACCGAAAUUUACACUGAUGGUUCCAAAUCUGACAAAGGUGUUGGUGCAGCAGUGGCAUGUCAAGAUACGGAAAUAAUGUUAAGACUGCCAAAUGAAUGUUCCAUAUACACCGCGGAAGCACAAGCCAUAAUUCAAGCUCUAGAUCUUAUUAAAAAUAAAAAUAUUCAAAAAGCCAUAAUAUUUAGUGAUUCUCUUAGUACACUUAAGAGUAUACAAAACUCCAUUAGACCAAACGAGAUAGCAAGAACAAUCCAGAACCAAAUAUAUACAUUACAAAAAGAAAACAUCAUCAUACAAAUAAUCUGGAUACCAAGCCAUACAAAUAUCAUUGGAAAUGAAAGAGCUGAUAAACUUGCUAAAGAGGCCAUCGUGUCACCAAAUGCAAUCCAAUGUCAAGUGUAUUCAAUUGCCGACAUCAAACAAAUAAUUAAAAAAACAAUCCUCAAUAUCUGGCAAAAUGAAUGGAAAUCAUCUAAUACUAAAUUAAAUGAAAUUAAAAAUCAUAUUCUCCCUUGGCCUAACAACACACUCACAAGGAAAGAAGAAGUAGUCAUCAAUAGGCUCAGAAUAGGCCAUACCAGAUUAACUCAUGCUUUCCUAAUGAAGAAAGAAGACCCACCUAUAUGCCCUACCUGCAACGAUCCUAUGACAGUUAAACACAUCAUCAACGAUUGCAGAAAGUAUGAACUACAACGUCAAAAAUAUAAUCUAACCAACCAUAUUGCUGAAAACCUUAACAUCGAUACAACCAAUGUUCUAAAAUUCCUCAGAGACACAGAACUUCAUAAAAAAAUUUAA